AUGGAGGAGCAAGGAAACAGCAAGAAGAGAACCCGCAAAAGAAAAACAAGAAAACCCAAAAUCCCUUCCGCUUCCCUUCUUUCCCUUAACGACACUAACACCAUCUUCCCUCUCUUACUAGCCGCAACAGCUCAACUCUCCAAUUCUCAAAACAACACACCCAACAAUAAUUCCGAAAUCUUAAUUAAGAAAUGCAUAACCAAAUUACACCACUCUCUCCUUUCAAACAACCAAACAUUUCCCAUUUCAGUCCUCUCUUUGUUUCCCGUCCUCAUGAAUUCCAAGUGUGCAGGAAUUGCUUGUCGAAGUGCGGAGAUUGUUGGGUUGGCUUCACUGGUGUCAUUGGAAAUGAAUGAAUUGGUUGCUUUGGAUGAGGGGAUGGUGAAAGGUGUGAUCUUGAUGUUAGGGAGUGGAAAAAGGAAACUUUCUGUGGCUGCUUGUAAUGCGCUUUUGGAUUUGUCUACUACUUUGAUUGGAAGACAAAAGUUAUUGGAAUUCUUAGCUUUAGAAAGGCUUAUGUUUGGAUUCCUUCAGGUUCCUGCCUCUUCAAUAUUGGUUUCUUUAUACAAUGAAGAUAAGAGAAGUGUUGCCCUUGCCAGGAUAGCUUUUAAAGAAGAUGGAGCUGCAGUGUCACUUCUUCAUGCUGCUAUUACUUUAAUUAAUACUUGCAACAUUGAGCAAUUGGAAAGGAUCCCAUUGAAGCUGGCUGAAAAGUUCUUGGUUUCUUUGAAAAAGUUGUGGGGAAAAGUGCAUAAUCAGAUGUUACUUGGCAAUGCUUGGACUUCCCGUCGAGAGAGGGAUUUAAAUUUGAGAGAUGUUACAGUUAACAAUCUGGCAGAAAGUAUUUUUAGGCUUUCUAUUAAUGCCAGUGAAAAUGUGAUUCCUUUGCCAUCUGUGAUAAUUGACAGAAAGAUCUUCGGUUGGGGUGAGCUAAGUUUUGAAAAUUUCAUGUUACAUCACUGGGAAUCAUCUCCUUCUAUCGUAAGAAGGCUUUCAGGUUCCUUAAUUGAGGAAGAUGACAUUUUUAGCUCGUUUGCACAAUCUCUGAACUGUAAAGAAGCAUCUCCUACCUUUCUUUCAUGCGUACUUAAAAAUUUUAUUUCAUGUGUACCUAUUGCUUCAGAUGAACUGAAUAUCAUAAGUUUCCUGGAGGAGAUGAGAAGUGAAUUGGGCUGUCCUAUAAUCUACCAUCAGGACAUACGAGUACUAAGGACAGAGCAGCCUUUAAAAAAAGAGGUGCAUUUCUUUCAAAAGAAAUUUGAUCCAUGCUGCUUUAAGAAACUUGCUUUCAAUACUACGGACAUUAUGAAAUGUGAAGAAGCAUUUAAAGAGGGGUAUACAAUCGCUCUGCGUGGUGUUGAGUUUCGCUUUGCAAGUAUUGCAGCUGUUGCAGAUGCUUUAGCAUCUUUGUUUGGUCAACCAUCAGUUGGUGCCAAUAUAUACUUGACACCACCUAAUUCUCAGGGUUUAGCUCGUCAUUGGGAUGACCACUGUGUGUUUGUAUGCCAACUCGUUGGAACUAAGCAAUGGACAAUCUAUUCACGACCAAAUUUGCAGCUACCUCGCUUGUAUGAUCCUCUUGAUAGAGAACAUCGUUUUGGGGAAGAGAAUUCAUUGGCUGUACGUAGAAAGUUCCUGUUGCGGGAAGGUGACAUUUUGUAUAUUCCAAGAGGCUUUCCUCAUGAGGCAUGUACAGAUGAUGGUGGAUCUAGUGAUUUAGCCAGAUUUUCCUUACACGUCACCUUUGGCAUUGAGGUGGAACCUCCAUUUGAGUGGGAGGGCUUUGCACAUGUUGCACUCCAUUGCUGGUACCAGACCCAAAAACAGCUGCAUCAUGCUUCCAUUGAGCCACUGUCUGGAACUAUGGAUCUCAUGUCUGUGAUUCUGUUGCAUGUAAUGAUUGAAUUAAUUGGGGCUUCUGAUUCUACCUUGCGGAAAGCUUCCUUAGUUGGUGCUGAUUUUUUGCCAUUGGAAGCCAAUGUUUGGCUUAAUUUGGACCAGAAAACCACAUUUAACCAUAUUAUGGAUCAAAUUAAUAAGGCAUCGAAGUUCUUGGAAGUAUUCAGGAAUGUGGAAGUAGCAAUUGAAAAAAACGAAGAUCCCUUUCAUCGGAUGAGGUGGCUCAGGCAUCUCUAUCAAGAGACACAAACCGUUCAAGAACAUGAUUGGAAUGUACCUUUUGGUGAAUUUCAAAAUUUCUUUCCUGCAUAUGCUCAACACAAGGACAUGGCAAAAGCUGCAUUCAUGCAAGUUAAAUCUAAGUUCUGUGAUGAAGUGUUAUUUGAGGAUGUGAUUGAUAGGUAUAAACUACUACUCGAGAAUUAUAAGAAAGCCAGAAAGCAAUAUAUGAAUGGAAUGCUGUCGCUACAUUGUAAUGGGUUUCUUUCCCCCUAA
Molecule: messenger RNA, 2394 nt
Organism: Dovyalis caffra
Lineage: Eukaryota; Viridiplantae; Streptophyta; Magnoliopsida; Malpighiales; Salicaceae
Source: the annotation of a GenBank genome assembly